This is a messenger RNA of Benincasa hispida (wax gourd), 1057 nucleotides long. Its product is annotated as peroxidase 2-like. Gene Ontology annotation, biological process: hydrogen peroxide catabolic process; response to oxidative stress. The record is from RefSeq and is a predicted model, not a curated record. NCBI's taxonomy places the organism in Eukaryota, Viridiplantae, Streptophyta, Magnoliopsida, Cucurbitales, Cucurbitaceae. Gene Ontology annotation, molecular function: heme binding; peroxidase activity.
AUGUCGCCCUUUAAAGUUGGAGCUUUAGUGUUGUUCUUGUGUAUAAUGUUGAUGGGGUCUUCGGCCCAACUCAGCCCUACCUUCUACGACCAAUCUUGCCCUAAUCUAACUGCCAUAGUCAGAGAUACAAUAAGCCAGGCAUUGCAGAGUGAUGUUCGAGCCGGAGCCAAGCUCAUUCGCUUUCACUUCCACGAUUGCUUCGUCAAUGGUUGUGAUGGGUCAGUUCUACUAGAGAAUCAAGAUGGAGUAGAAAGCGAGUUGGAUGCUCCAGGGAACCAAGGAAUACAAGGCUUCGACAUUGUGGACAACAUAAAAGCUGCUAUCGAAGCUGCGUGCCCAAACACCGUGUCUUGUGCUGACAUCUUAGCCAUUUCAGCUCGUGAAUCUGUCAUCUUGACAGGAGGGCCAAGUUGGGUAGUCCAAUUGGGAAGAAGAGAUAGUACAAAUGCAAACAGAACGGGAGCAGAAAACAAUCUCCCAAGCCCGUUUGAAACACUUGAUCAACUUCGGGCAAAAUUUAAUGCAGUUGGCCUCGAUUCUACCGAUCUCGUGGCUUUAUCCGGAGCACAUACUUUCGGAAGGUCAAGAUGCGUAUUCUUCAGCGAGCGGCUAAGCAAUUUCAGCGGUACCGGAAGUCCAGACCCCACUCUUGACCCUACAUUGCGGGAUGCGCUUGUCAUCGCUUGUCCGACCGGAGACGGAAACAACCGCAUUGCACUUGACGUGGCGACGCCGGAGGACUUUGACAAUGCAUAUUACACCAAUUUGGUAAACAACCGUGGGCUUCUCCAAUCGGAUCAAGAGCUGUUCUCAACGGAAGGGGCGGAGACCAUAGCCACCGUGAACCGUUUUGCGGCGAACCAAUCUGAUUUUUUUGGUCAGUUCGGUCAGUCUAUGAUAAACAUGGGGAACCUUCAACCAUUACUUGCACCCAAUGGAGAAAUCAGGUCCAAUUGUAGGCGCGUUAAUCCUUCCAAUAUUACUACUGCUGCUAUUGCUUUUAUGUAACUAAUCUAUUUUUAUUUUCUCCUUUCUCUGUCUUUUCUUUCUCUUUUUC